Paramisgurnus dabryanus is the source of this 3829-nucleotide messenger RNA. RefSeq lists its product as uncharacterized. The record is from RefSeq and is a predicted model, not a curated record. Lineage: Eukaryota; Metazoa; Chordata; Actinopteri; Cypriniformes; Cobitidae.
CCAAGUUGCGCUGAAUGAAAAUAAAUAAUAAAAAUAAAUAAUUAAACGAACCAAGAGGAAGUUGAAGGAAACGACGACGAAGAAGAAGAAGGCAGGCGUGGCUAGGUGUUUUCCUGACGGACGAAGGUAAAAUGUCUGUGUUGUUUUUUAAAAUAUGUAUUUGUAGUCGUGUUGAUAGUUUGCAAUUCAUGUGGAGCUAAGCAAGUGCAUCUUGGCGUUUUAAUUACAAGUCUGUUGAGAAUAACAUUUUACCCAUUAAGAAGCUAGCCCGUUAUUACUUUGCUACCUACAGUAACGUUAUCUUGCAGGUGCUGCUAACUAAGCUACCUCAGAUGCAAAAUCCGGCUUCUUAAUUAACUAGCAAAACACGAUUCUUUAUGGUGCUUACCCUAACUUAUACGGUUAAUUUAUAACUAAAAUAAAGUUUGAAUUAUUCAUAUGUAACGUUACCGAGUUCUAUGUCGUGUAACGUUACUGCAAUGUCUGUCAUAUUGCCACAAUAAAUUUCAGUAUCCCGAAGGUGUUUUCAGCAUAUAUAAUAAUAUUAUCAGGGCAUAACAGUUUAACAGCUUUCUAAAUGAUUUAAAUUCAGGGUAUCAAUUCAACCUGGAAUAUUACAUUUUAAAGAAUUAAAACAUCACAGAUGAAUUAAUUACAAAAUCAGGUUCAUUAUUAUAGCCUAUUUUAGACUAUAGUCAAAGACAAUAAAUAAUAUUCAUUAGUAAAUUCAGAUUUACAGGCACAGUUUGGCAUGGACCAGUAUGUGUAGUUGUUUUGAUUGGUGCACUUGGAGCUUGUGUAGACACUCUGCUUAUUCCCCUUUGACCCUGUUUAAUUCCCGUUUUAGUCAUUUACUUUGUAUAUAUCUAAAUGUAACUUUCAGAAACAAGUUGAAUGAUAGUAUAACUAAUCAUCUCAUCUCUUUGUUUUCAGGUUUUUGUACCCAUCCUUUAUCAGUGAAAUAUUUUACAAAUCAAACGGUUCUUUUAAGAGCCUCUCUCUGUUUCUCUCCUUUUUCUUGUGUUUAUCUCUCUCCCUAUUUGUAUUUCUUCAUACCUUUAUCCUUUCGUUAUUUAUCUUUAAAAAAUCGGCAAAUGGCAUCUGAGGCAUUCAGACAAUGGCUGGAAGCAGCAAAAACCUUGGCAGAUGAGUUUGAAACCACAAAUACCAAAAAGAAAAGAAAGCAAAAGGGACCUAAAGUCUCCAAUGUUUCCUGGAGGAAGAGAGACCAGCAUGGGAACAUCCUACCACAACGUGUUAGGAUUAUGAAGAAUCGAUCUGUGAAACCCUCUGGCACUAAGGUUUCAGAAGUUGAGGAGCUCUCUGAAGUUGAGGAGGUGAAUGAAAUUCAACAGGAGGUCCCAAAUCUUGAUCAACAUCUUCAGAGACUAAAAGACCUGGUAAAUUCAGUCACUGUCACUGCAUCGGUGGAAGAAGACACAACCACCAUGUCUGCGUGGACAAAAAGACAGGCUAUCUCUGAAAAAAAAUUCAAGGCUGCGAUGCCAGAAAUUUUAAAUUGCAUGUUGACUGCAGAGACUGUAAACCAGCAUUGCUGUGAACAAUGCAAGAUGACUGAUGCUGUUGUCCGGUGCUUGGACUGUGUUCCCUCGGGAAUUCAGUUUUUCUGUUCCACAUGCGACACAGAGAUCCACAGAAAAAAUGUUUUGCAUAACAGAGAAGUUAUGUUUGAUGGGUUUUUCAAUCCUAUUCCACCAACAUCCUUUGUGGUGGUUUGUGGUGACCAGUAUCACCUCAAUGAACAAGUGUGUAUGCUUCCAAUUCUUCCGCCACUGCAAAUCUGCUCCUGCGGUCCAAACCAAGACCUCAUAAUCACCCCAGGAAAGCAGACUGUCUUGGUGACAAUCAAUGGUCCAUACAACCUGUGCCUGCCUAGUGUAUGCUGUCCACUGUGUUCUACUAAAUGGACUCCUGGAAUUGGUGACUUGCUUAAAUUUAGAUAUUGGCCAGCAACCACCAGCUGCCAAAUGCUGUUUAAGUUUGAUGUGUUCACAUCAUUCGAGCAGAUGAAGUUAGCUAGCCCAUCCUUAUCCCAACAAGCAUUCCUCAAAAUGCUUGAGCAUCGAUCUCUUUCCACUGGUCGGAUGGGUAGUAUUUGUGGCAAUACGUUUAAUAGAGUUUUUCGGGAGUUUGCCUUCUGCAGUUAUAAAAAGGAAGAUCUGUGCUUGAUGGAGCCUUUUAAAUGCCCAGCAUGCACACCAGACAUGCUGGCUAUAUCUGCAGACGGCAAUAGAAAACAUUACAGAUUCAAGAAAUCCAAAGGGACAGACGAACCACCUCUUUUUGAUGGACUGUUCAUCGCACAAGAUGCCAAAGUAUCUGCCUUUGUUGAGCAAAUAAGAAGCCAGAUGUGUAGUAGGACAGGUCAUGAUGUCUGUGGGCCAGCAACAUUUACAGCAGGCAGAGAAACAUCACAGAAAUCCCGGGCCAAGGUGGAUGAAGAGGGCCUUGAAAUAGCAGUGUGCAGACAUGGAAUCUUGCUGCAAGGCUUGAAUCACUAUCGUGGUGAAAUAUAUGCCUACCCAAUGUUCCUGCAGAAGGAACUGGCACAAGCUGCAAAUGUGACAUUCUUCUGUAUGGACAUUGCUUGCAGGUAUUGGCCUUAUUUGGAAAAGAUGGCAGAGAAGUUGCCUGAGCUCCAACCACUAACCAUGAUGAAGCCUUUCCUCUCCGUAAUGCAUGCUAAGGCCCACACUGGCAAAUGUGAGGUUAGGUGGGGUGGUAGAAGCCAAGAUGGUGCAGGAAAUACUGUCGGUGAAGAGGUGGAACAGGUCAAUAGUUUCCUUUCAAGGGCAGCUCUUACUACAAAGUACAUGACCAAGUCAGGCAGAGCAGAUAUGAUAACUGUGCUUGCCAUGGCAUGGAACAAUAGGAAGGUGGAGAGUCUUCACAAGACACUGGCAAAAAGAUUUGUCAAAACUACACAGAGGGCUGAAAUGGAAGCAGCCAAUCUUGAGAGUCUCAAGCAGGAGUUAAACAUCUCUGAGGAGGAUGCAGAUCGGUGGGUGUGUGAGGUGCAGCAAUGGGCAGCAACUGAGAGAGACAGUACUCCCGGUAGCCAGGAAGAGCUCCAGAAAGAAAUUGAUGAGAUCAUUUAUUCGAUCCGAAGAAAGAAGCGUGAUCUGUAUCGACAGAAUGACAGCAACCAAACAAGGCAGUGCAAACGGAGAAGACUUGGUGAGCUCAAAAAGACACUCCGAGAGAGGAUAGUGCAGUACAACACCCUUCCUGGCUGUGAAGAGAAAAUUGACACAGAAGCAGCAUGCUGUCUCUCUGAUGAUUUCAUUCUGCCUUGGGAAGCACAAGGAGAUGUGGUUAGUCUCCGCUUGAAGAGGCGGCUGUUUGACCAAGUCAUGCUGGCCGAGCGCAUGGAUGAGGAGAAGAUAAUAAUAGUGAAAGAGAUGACUCAGCAUUAUCAACAUCUUAAAAAUACAUUGGACCAACUGGACACCUUCCUUCGGGAGAUUAAAGAGGACAUCAAGAUCCAUAAUCCACCAAGAGAGCUGACUGAAGAGGGACACAGGGGGCUGCACUGCCGUAUCUUACACAAGCGGCACAUUCUGCAGCAAAAACUUGCAGCAGUCGCCAGCACCUAUGGCAGUGUCAACACAGACCCUUCCUUCUUCAUGCUGCAGGAAGAUGCUGAAGAGGAGAUUGAGGACAACAGCAGCUCAGAAUUUUCUGAAGAUGAAUUUUAAAGAAUUUUACAUUUUAAAGCCGCAAACAUUGGAAGCACUCUUUAAAAUUUAUUUAAAUAUUUUUCAGAUUUAUUAAACAAAAUAAUAAGUAAAAGUCAUUCUAAACAUGA